Molecule: messenger RNA, 1658 nt
Organism: Xyrauchen texanus (razorback sucker)
Lineage: Eukaryota; Metazoa; Chordata; Actinopteri; Cypriniformes; Catostomidae
Product: C-type mannose receptor 2-like
Exons: 1
Coding region: 1-729 (242 amino acids)
Source: RefSeq, a predicted model, not a curated record
AUGAAGACCAUAUCCUUUGCUCUGUUCCUCACAGCUCUUAAUGAGCUGACCACAGCUCUAGUCAGACAACAUUUUUAUAUUUCUUUGCAAUUGCCAUGGAACCAAGCUCAGAUAUACUGCAGAUCUAAUUAUGCAGAUCUUUCCACCAUCAACAGUCAAACUGAGUAUGACAUAUUUCUGAUUGAUAAAGGCAGUAGUAAUGAGGAUAGCUGGAUUGGCCUGAGCAGAUAUGGAAAUGAAUGGAAUUGGUCUGAUGGAAGCCAGUAUAAUGGGACAAUUAACAUGUGGAAAAAUGGACAACCAGACAACAAAAACACAAAUAACUGUGUGAAGUUGCAUAACGGCCAGUGGGAACAGAAUGACUGUUCUCAACAAAAACAGUUUUACUGCUAUAAAUGGAUUUCUGGUGUGACUCUGGUACCGAGGCAAAUGAGCUGGGAGAAUGCUCUGAAAUUCUGCAGGACCUACUACUCUGAUCUUGCUAGUCUUACUACACCACGCAGCUUACUUUAUGCCAAAAACUAUACCACAACCAGUGUGUGGACAGGUUUGCGGUUCCUGGCUGGUUCGUGGUUCUGGGUGACUGGGGAGCUUUUGGAAGAUGUGACCUCAUUGUCUAAAUGUCCUGUUGAACCCUAUCGCUGUGGAGCCCGAAACCCUGCAAUUGAUCUCUGGGAAAACAAAGACUGUGAGGAGAAACUCUACUUUCUCUGCAAAGAAAAACAAUAAGACAGGCCCUGUGUCCAAAAGGGUGUACUGUCAGAUUAUGCAGUCUCCUGUAUUGAUGAAGGAUACACUUCUCGGCUGGUAAAAUAGUUGGUUCUUUAGGAAUGCAUGCGAGUAGUAUGAAUAGAUUCUGGAUAUACUUCAUUCGGGGAUGUGGAUAUUUACGGUUUGGUGAAUACUGAGGAUUCUGACUUAUUAUUUCAUUGGCAUAUUGUUUUUGCAAUUCUAUAUAGUAAUGAAGUAUGGAUAUUUAGAUGCAGCAAUAGUGAGACAGAGGAGAGUGGAUUAGGUGAAUCAGAUGGUGAAUCAAAUCAAAUGUUCUUAUAAGGUCUAGUUUUUGUCUUGUUAAUAUCCUGUCUUUGGAGGGAGAAAAAAAAAUCAAAGCUAUAUAUUUUCAUACAUAGUGUACUGUGCAGCUUUGUAGAUUUUAUUGUGAACUAGGUAUAUUUUCUGUAGAAUAAUUUUUGUCCUAAAUAUAAAUAUGGACAUUCAACUUUUUGCUUCAUCACAAUCACUGUUGGAUAUGUCAUUUUAGAAACACAACACAGAAAAGUAUAGAAUAAUAAAUAUUCUCCCCACUUUAAAAAUAAAAUAUCACCCUCUUAAUAUACAGUAGUCAUUGUCACUGUUUAUUCCUCCUGCUGCCCUAAAGGCUUAUGAGCAUUAAAUGUUUAAUGUUUUCAAUUCGAUCUCAGCCUAGAUAUGUCUGUAGUUGCUCCUUUAUUUUAAAGGCACCUAUGUAGGUUCACAUUGGGUCUAUUGGCUUGGCAGAAAUGACAUCUUUUCAUCUAUAUGAGCUUUAUCAAAAAGCCAGUUGUAAUUUCUUAGAAAUUUGUAAGAUUAAUGUUUACAGAAUUCCCUAUUUGUGUAAUAUGAAUUCUCUUUGUUUGACUGCUGUAUUUAACUAUUUUCUGAGGUCACUUGCUACCAAG